UUGUUCACCAAAAUACUUUUGAAUUCCUCUUCAAGCAACUUUGAUUAAUCAAGCUUAAUUAAUAUUUUCUUUCUAUAAAAUAAACAAUCUGCCACUCUAUAUAAGGUGGUGAUAUGGCCUCCCUUCAACCUGUGUACAAAAUUAUCCACCUCUCAUCAACCUAGAACAGAAAAACCAAAAGGAAAAAACAAAAAAAAAAUCUUAAGAUGGAUUUUUCCAUUGUUAAGCAAAUUUCUAACAACUAUGUCAAGCCAAAAUAUGAGGUUAAAGAAUCAAAAAAACCUUAUCACUUAGCUCCACUAGACCUAAUUAUGCUUUCUUUUCAGUAUAUCCAAAAUGGUCUUCUCUUCAUCAAACCUUCACAUGUAAAUGGCCAAGUAUUUUCGAUCCACUCGUUCCUUGAAAGUCUCAAAGAAUCUCUUUCUCAUACCCUUGUCCAUUUCUAUCCAUUAGCCGGUCAGCUUGUCAUACAGACCGAUGAUGACCAACAUGAAUGUCGCAUCUAUGUUGAUUGUAACAAAGGCCCUGGGGCAUGGUUUAGCCAUGCCUCGGCUUUGGACAUAACUGUUUCUGAUAUUUUGUCACCAAAUGAUGUUCCCUUGGUAGUCAGGUCAUUUUUUUACUACAAUGAGGCGACUGUAAACUAUGACGGUCACACAAAACCUUUGUUAUCAGUUCAGGUUACUGAGCUCCUAGAUGGGGUCUUUAUCGCGUGUUCAAUCAACCAUGUUGUUGCAGAUGGAACUUCAUACUGGCACUUUUGGAAUGUAUGGUCUGAAAUACAUAGAGCCAAAGGACAGCAAAUUUCUGUGUCGCGUUUGCCAGUGCACAACCGUUGGUUUCCUGAUGGAUGUGCUCUGCCUAUUCCCCUGCCAUUUACCCACCAAGACGAGUUUAUAAAAAGAUUUGAAGCUCCUGAACUCCGAGAAAAGGUCUUCCAUUUCUCGUCUGAGUCCAUAGCCAAUGUAAGAGCCAAAGCAAACGAUGAAAGUAAAACUGAUACAAUUUCUUCCUUCCAAGCCCUGUCUGCUCUUGUCUGGAGGUCAAUGGUUCGAGCAAACAUUCUACCGCGUGAUCAAAUUCUCUACAACUACAUGUACGCGAGUAACAGGCACAGGUUAAACCCGCCUUUACCUCAGAAUUACUUCGGUGCUUGUAUUACAGGAAUCACUACAAAAACUACAGCGGGUGAAUUACUCGAAAACAGCUUAGGAUGGGCAGCAUCUCUGUUGCACCAGUCCGUAGUAAAUCUGACUGAUAAAUUUAUACGCGAUUUUGUCAAAGAAUGGUUAGAAUCACCUUAUUGCUACCACCUUGAAGACCUGCAUGACUAUAACACUAUAGCCAUAGAACAUUCGCCAAGAUUCGACAUGUAUGGCAAUGAAUUCGGACUAGGGAAACCGGUUGCAGUCCGAAAUGGACCAGCAAAUAAAGCUGUUGGGGUUGUGAUUGCUUACCCUGGAUAUGAAGGAGGUGGAAGUGUGGAUCUUGAGAUAUGUUUGCCUCCUGAUUCGAUGAGAGCUCUCGAAACAGACGACGAAUUCAUGGCUGCAGUCUCAUCACCUAAGUUCUAUAAUUAAGGAUUAAGUUUUUGUAGUCCAUGUUUUGAUUGUUCUCAAGUUCAGACCUGUUUGUUGUCAUCUUUGUAAUUUAUUAUACAGAGAAUUGAAGGUGUUUUCUUUGUUUUGUGAAGCCAAUAAUAAUAUAAGUUCAAUAAUAUGUUCUUGUUAUUAUUAU
This is a messenger RNA of Chenopodium quinoa (quinoa), 1737 nucleotides long. RefSeq lists its product as uncharacterized. NCBI's taxonomy places the organism in Eukaryota, Viridiplantae, Streptophyta, Magnoliopsida, Caryophyllales, Amaranthaceae. The transcript has a single exon. Bases 207 to 1580 code for a protein of 457 amino acids. The record is from RefSeq and is a predicted model, not a curated record.